UGGAUGAACUUACGUUGAUAUCUGGAAGUAGACGAUGAGAACUACAGUUCGCAAGAUGGUUGGUGUUGGUCUGGCGGAGGCGAAGUCGAAGUCGAAGUGGUGGUGUUAACUAUCGAGAACCAACGGUAACGUGCCAAACAGGCGACGGCCGGUAUAUAUCACAGCGGCGCGGGGAGCGGGUAGUGUAGUGGACGGGCACCAAGGGGGUCGAAGAGCUAUUGGCUUAUUCCGGGCGGGCAGGUUGUGAGCGAGUGAUCUGCUUUUGAAAGAUGCGGCUAAGGCAGUGGUGAAAUGGUGGAUAGGGAGCGUGGUGAGGCGUCAUGCGGCGCUCUGGGUCACUAGCUGGCCCCGAACAGCCAUGGGCUAAAGUAAUCGUUGUCGUCGCCGUGCCCAGCAGCGAUUUCCCUGUAAGUGGACCAGAUCGUCGGAUUCGAGCGAUACCCUGUAUCACAUCGUGGCAUGGCGUAUGGCGCUCGCCCGGCGCCGUCUUGGAGCGGCAGCAAAACAAAAGCGUGCGCCAAGCGUCGCAAUACUAUCCUGAAUGCGCUGCUGGUAGAGUGCUUCCCCUUGCAACUCGGGCAGGGGCCCUGGCCGUUUCGCCGGCGAUUCAUGGCGGGUGCAGACGACAGGGCAGGCCGAAGGCGUGUUUUGAGGACAACAGGGAGACAGUCAAAGAUACCCCCACCCGCGAUACUAUGCAACGUACUAUGUACAUGCCUGCUGGCCCGGGCAAAGCAAUUAUGAGCAGCCUCACAACCGCCAGGAGAGAAUGCUCGGCGACGACACCAACGACAACAACAUCAAAACAUGGACGCAAAUACAUCCAUGUGGACCGCCUUUGCCACUUCUCGCCGGAUGCCCCAGACAUGGCAAUCAGAGUUUCGCUUUGCGGCGUGCUGACAGGCACCUGUUCCCCAGCAGCAGUGGGUGGGUGCCGCACGAUGCACGUUGCAGUCAGCGCUCGCCCGUCGAUCAAACGGGUACUGAGCCAUGACGGUGGACCGGGCGUAGACGGGGAUCAUCGCCGCCAUCCUUGA
Dothidotthia symphoricarpi CBS 119687 is the source of this 1037-nucleotide messenger RNA. RefSeq lists its product as uncharacterized. Lineage: Eukaryota; Fungi; Ascomycota; Dothideomycetes; Pleosporales; Dothidotthiaceae. Bases 321 to 1037 code for a protein of 238 amino acids. The record is from RefSeq and is a predicted model, not a curated record. The transcript has 2 exons.